CGCUCCUCCAGCAACAGCAAGCACAAACCCCCCUGCUCGUGAUCCACCAUCGCUGAAGCCUGUUGCCGCUCCUAGAGGAACAGUGACAGCGAAACCCCUAGCGCGCAAGCCAACAGUGGGAAUGUCCCUUGCGACGUUUGUGAGACCAGCAAUUGCCGCUCCCCGCACUCAUGUUCCUCUGUCAGUGGCUCUGGCACAAGCUAAAUCAUAUCCCCUCCCUGGCGGUCCAUUGUCGCCAGAUUCGAUUGCUAGACUAAAGGCGUACGCGAAUCGCAAACCUAGUCCUCGUGAUCCACUGGUGGCAGAGACCCUUGGGACUCUUGCAGCAGUAGCGAAAGCGACUCCCCCCACUCGUGAUCCACUGUCGCUGGGGUCUGUUGCCGCUCCUAAAGCAGAAGCGAAAGCGAAAUCCCCCCCUCCUCGUCCGUUGUCAAGAAAGUCGAUUGCAACUCUGAAAGCAAAGACGCUCGGGAACAUCUACUAUGACCUCAACCGUGUUGGCAAGGUGCGCAUUAACGUGCGGGAGGGCAGAAAAAUCACCACCGACCGCACUCGCUACUGGCAUGAGUGCAAGAAGGCAACGAACUUCAUCAGUAAGAUGGUAAAUCUGGUCGCAGGGCUGGAUGAUUCGUACCAUUCCGCCGAAGGCUUAGCGCUCUCGGACGAGGUUGAUGAUCUGCUGCAGCGCAUCGGUUGGGAAGGGUUCGCGAUCGCUGCCUACUCGGAAGCCUUUCGGCGCCUCCUCUCCCUAGACCAAGAGGUCGACACCCAGCUGCGGCAAGAGGUACUUGAGACCCUCACGGCCAACAAGAACAGUCUGGAGCUCUACGGCCGCGUGCGCAACAUCGACUGGCGUGGCCUGCUGCUCCCGUACUCCAACGACAACAUCCGCUACAUGGGCCCGGCGCUGAAGCUUGUCAAGAAGUUCUGGGACCGCCAUCCGCACGAGCUUGCGACCCCUCUCGACGGCGGAGACCAUGUCGUAACCCCGAGUUACGAUAAUCAUCGUCAGCCCAAUGUCACCAAGAACAUCUGGGACCCCGCAGACUGGAAGGACCACGUCGACCCGAAGGACAACCCCGAAAUUAAUGUCACCAUGCGCUGGGCACAUGUAUAUGAUUUGGGAUGUUGCGACUUCUGCGAAUCCCCGCAUGUCUGCCGGUGCGAGGUGCAGUCGAUGCCCGGGGAGCUCGUGGAGCUCGUCAAGACGGCGGACCGGGGCAUCGGGGUGCGCGCGCUGUGGCCCUUCCGCAAAGGGGACAUCCUGGGCGAGUACAUCGGGCGGCUCAUCCCGGACGGCAGCAGGUCGGAUCAGACCUAUGCUCUGGGGUGGGAGGCGCUGAGUGACCCUCGUACCCGAGGCAUAGUGUCCGUAGACGCAUACUACCAGGGCAACUGGGCCCGGUUCGUCAAUCAUGUUUGCGAAAACGCGUCAGUCGAAUACCGCUGCCGAACCUUUGGGGACCGCGCUGCCAUGACGCUCGAGGCCACGCGGGAUAUCGCCAUGUAUGAAGAGCUUACAGUCAACUAUGGGCCUAAGUACUGGAAAACGAGGCAAUGCCGCUGCGGGUCGUCCAACUGUUAUUCCGCAAGGCAGGCGGAAGCACCACCGAAGAAGGGGACAGCAAAAAAAACUGGGAUGAGAGUUCCUCUCAGGGAAAUCAAAGCAGGUGAAGAAGAACAGGAAGCUGUGACGGGAAAGGACGUUGCGGAAGAGUCACAAGCCCUACAAGGAAACGCCGGUGACGAUAGUGAGAACAUGGUGGAAGGCGGAGAAGGUGAAGAGGUGCUGUGUCCAGAUCCAUCAUCCAACGUGGUCAUAUACCAAGGUCCGCCAAAGAACAAUGGUGGAGAUGGUGAGCACCCAGAGAAGGAUGACCACAAGGACAAGAACUAUGUUCCCGAAGACGAUAGUGAUGGGGACGAUGAUGAUCCAGGACCGACGGUGGUGGAAGCAGCGGAAGUGAUGGAUCUGAGUGGUUGAGGGAGAAACUGAGACUGAGUCAAUGAUGAAGCUGUUGAAUAGAGCGUAUACUGUAUACUGUACUGUUGUAUAAGUUAGCUAGAAUCAUAAGA
Molecule: messenger RNA, 2076 nt
Organism: Aspergillus fijiensis CBS 313.89
Lineage: Eukaryota; Fungi; Ascomycota; Eurotiomycetes; Eurotiales; Aspergillaceae
Product: SET domain protein
Exons: 1
Coding region: 122-1984 (620 amino acids)
Molecular function (GO): histone methyltransferase activity; protein-lysine N-methyltransferase activity; p53 binding
Source: RefSeq, a predicted model, not a curated record